GCCUCUGCUGUCAGUUCCGGCUGCUUGGUGAGGAAGAGGAUCCGGCCUCGGAGUUGCUUCCGCCGCCGCCUGUGGGGACUUAGCUCUCUCUCCCGACACUAGGAGCACCGGCUCCUUCCCCCUCCGCCGGCCAUGGCCCGGGACUACGAUCACCUCUUCAAGCUCCUCAUCAUCGGCGACAGCGGUGUUGGCAAGAGCAGUUUGCUGUUACGCUUUGCAGACAACACUUUCUCCGGCAGCUACAUUACUACAAUUGGGGUAGACUUCAAAAUCCGGACAGUUGAGAUUAACGGAGAAAAGGUGAAGCUACAGAUUUGGGACACUGCUGGACAAGAGCGCUUCCGAACCAUCACGUCAACGUACUACAGAGGAACACACGGGGUUAUUGUGGUUUACGACGUCACGAGUGCCGAAUCCUUUGUGAAUGUGAAGCGGUGGUUGCACGAAAUAAACCAGAAUUGUGACGAUGUUUGCCGGAUAUUGGUUGGCAAUAAGAAUGAUGACCCAGAGAGGAAAGUGGUGGAGACGGAAGAUGCCUAUAAAUUUGCCGGGCAGAUGGGGAUCCAGCUGUUUGAGACGAGCGCCAAAGAGAACAUUAAUGUGGAAGAGAUGUUCAACUGCAUCACAGAGUUGGUACUGCGAGCAAAGAAAGACAACUUGGCAAAGCAGCAGCAGCAGCAACAGAACGACGUGGUGAAGCUAACGAAGAAUAGUAAACGGAAGAAGCGGUGCUGCUAAUGCCCUUUCCUCCUGCGGCAGAGACCGCCCACUCAGACAGCUCAGCCCUUCCAGCCAGACUUGGGCAGUUCCACUGGGCUAGGCCUUGGGAGGACUUGUUUUUUUUCUCAGUUUGUGCCGUUAUUUAAAAUGAAUUCUCUCCGCGUCUUCAGUCAGGAGGCACCUUACCACAGCAGUGCCAAGAAGGUAUUGGACGGAGGUGAUCCCUCCCCCUCUCUCCUUUCUUUUUUCAAGAGCAUCUUGUAGACAAAAAAAAUGACUUUGCCUACCAAGUGGACUUUUGAUUCUAAACGUUUGUACAUAAUGUAUAUUUGCUUUAACCAACUGAGUCUGCCCCUCGUGUCGCUUUGGCUUCUGCCUUCUUAAUAUCAUCCGAUCAUGGGUUGUCCA
Messenger RNA from Euleptes europaea (tarantolino), 1128 nucleotides. It is a transcript of the gene RAB35, whose product is annotated as RAB35, member RAS oncogene family. Bases 133 to 738 code for a protein of 201 amino acids. Lineage: Eukaryota; Metazoa; Chordata; Lepidosauria; Squamata; Sphaerodactylidae. Gene Ontology annotation, molecular function: GTPase activity; GTP binding. Gene Ontology annotation, biological process: endocytic recycling; Rab protein signal transduction. The record is from RefSeq and is a predicted model, not a curated record. The transcript is spliced from 6 exons. Gene Ontology annotation, cellular component: endosome membrane; plasma membrane.